AUGUCAGUAAAUCCAGCCAACCCUCCACGACCCGCUCUCAUUGCAACAGAUAAAGAUAGUUUUGCAUAUAUUACUACCGUAGAAAGAUGGCCAGUAAUCGUGACAAAAAUUGUCGACGAGGUUUAUAAAAGUCGUCAUUCACUUGAUCUUUCAGAGGUUGAUAAACUUAAAGAAGGCAAAGAAAUUAUUGACUCUAUAGGAGGAUUGAAAUAUCAAAUGCAACGGAAAAAGCCAUUGAUUCCAAUCGAAGAUGACGGAAAGUCGGAUAUUGGCACUUGGACACAUGUCUUCAACACUUAUUUUAAGGAUGAAAACUGGUAUUCGGCAACUUGGCUUUUCGUGGAAUGUUACUUGUAUCGUCGAAUACAUUCUAUAUUUGCGAGAACUAAACAUUGGAAAGACUACGAUCCUUUUUUUCGUCAAAAAGAAGUUGCUUUUAAAGCAUCAUUUAUUGCAGUUAUCGAAAUCGCGAAAUAUAUUGACGAAUUAAUCUAUAUUCCAAAGUUACCUGCAGAUAAUGAGAAAAUAGAUGUUGGGAGAAUUAUUUUCCAUGAACUCGUCCAAAUAUCACUUUGGGGCAAUUCCACAGAUCUAUCUUUACUUACUAAUCUUAGCAAUGAUGAUUUUAAAAAAUUGCAAGAUCUCGGAACAAAGAGGUUAAAAGAAUUAGAGAAAAAUAUUUUAGCAAAUGAUUUAGAAAAAGCAUGGAAUUAUGUAUCAGAAAAUAGUAACGCUAGAAUUGAUAUUAUUCUAGAUAAUGCGGGAUUCGAAUUCUACGUGGAUUUAGUUUUGUCAGACUGGCUAAUCCAAUCUGGAUAUGCAAAAGAGAUUCAUUUACAUGCUAAGAAAUUUCCAUGGUUUGUUUCAGAUACGACGCUGAAUGAUUUCAAUUGGCUUUUUCAAACACUUCAGAGUGAAGAUUUCUUUUCAUCAGCCUCUGAAAUGGAAAGAUCAUUUCUCAAAAAACUUUCAAAUCGGCUACAAUCUUAUAUUGCUAAUUAUCGAUUAAUCCUUACUUCUGAUUGUUUCUGGACAUCACCAUACGCUUAUUGGCACUUGGCAGAGCAAGCACCUGAUUUGUAUGCAGAUUUGUGUACGUCUAAUCUUGUAAUUUUUAAGGGUGACCUUAAUUAUAGGAAGUUGAUAUACGAUUGUAAAUGGAAAACUACUACGCCAUUUAAUGAGGCUAUUGGACCAUUAUCAAGCAUAAAAGGUUCUCCAUCUAUACUUGCCUUACGAACAAUGAAGGCAGAUGUUGUUGUUGGACUCGAAGAAGGGAUUGAGGAAAGAUUAAGUUCUAAUGAAAGUGAUUGGAUGUACUCUGGAAAAUAUGCUGUAAUUCAAUUUAAUAUGGGAAAUAAAUAG
This is a messenger RNA of Cetraspora pellucida, 1365 nucleotides long. The record is from the annotation of a GenBank genome assembly. Lineage: Eukaryota; Fungi; Glomeromycota; Glomeromycetes; Diversisporales; Gigasporaceae.